Clunio marinus is the source of this 222-nucleotide messenger RNA. The record is from the annotation of a GenBank genome assembly. NCBI's taxonomy places the organism in Eukaryota, Metazoa, Arthropoda, Insecta, Diptera, Chironomidae.
AUGACUGAAAUCGGAGUUGAACAGGGCACAAAAAAAGUGACAAAUUUUCACCGUGAGGAAACCAAAAAUUUAUUUCACUCAAGCUUUCUUCACAGUGAUGAUGAUUUUGCAAAAUUGGGUUACGAGCGUUUGAAAAUUAAUUUAGCUACUUUUUCUUUCACUUCCGGCUAUUUAUCGAACUUUCUUCGUAUCGUAAGUGCUCAACCAUGGUGUAAUCCAUGA